Messenger RNA from Hypomesus transpacificus, 1099 nucleotides. RefSeq names its product protein FAM180A. The record is from RefSeq and is a predicted model, not a curated record. The transcript is spliced from 3 exons. Bases 395 to 883 code for a protein of 162 amino acids. Lineage: Eukaryota; Metazoa; Chordata; Actinopteri; Osmeriformes; Osmeridae.
AUGAGUUUUGUAAACAAAACUACUGAAGAAAUUACCUUUCAACUAUAUUUUCAUGCGGACGGUCACGUCAGACUGUUCUCCGGAAGUAAACAAACGUUUUCAUUGGCUAACAGUCAGAGGAUAUACAAUCUUGAAUUUGUGCUACUGCCACCGAGUGGUUAAGGUACACUACUGCAUAUUGUAGUCGAAAGAGGUAAGCAGCAAAUAGAAAAAAGGAUCCUCUUGGCAGUAAGAGUACCGAUACACACAAAUCAGCCAACUGGCCCGUAUACUUUUUCCAAGUUGGAAAAUGGUAUGGUAUUUCAGCUUUCACUCUGUCUGACCUUUUUCAGCAGUAGUUUAGGUGAACCUCGAGAUAGAAGUAAUUCUCCACAGAUAUAAGUAUAAGAAUAGAAUGGCAACAAAACUGCAGUUUGGAAUCGUCAUCCAUAUGCUUUUGGGGCUGUGGAUUUAUGAACUCUUCACAGAGGAAGCAGCUGCUCAGCAUGGUGGGCUUGCUUCUCAGGGAUUUAGAUCAACCAUUGAGGACACAAACCUGAUGUUUGAGCUUUUGUUAGGUGGAUUGGAGAUUGACCAGGAUAACAACAUCAGGUUGCUUGACCAGGAGAUGGCAUCUAUGAGACAAGGACGAGCAUUCCUGGCCUUGGUGAAUGACAACAUACCCAAAACCCUGCUUUCUAUGGAACAGUUGCUGGACACACUUGAAGGUCAGAAGAAGCCACUUUCUACAGCCAGCUUCCAGAGCCUGGUCAUGGGAAUGAUCUACACAGCUCAUCAGACCAAGCAGCAGGAGAGGGAAGAUAAGCAGCAAGCUUGGGGCAGUGUGCUUUUUCGCCUUGCUAAUGUUACAGUCAAUGCUCUACGCAGACAGGAUCAUUCAUAGAUUCAUUUGCUUUCAUUUAUGGGCUGUAAGACAGUUAAACAACUUUGAUAAUACUCAAAAUAGUUUUUGGAUCCCUCUCUAGUCAAAUGAAUAAUGAAAACUAUAUAUGUUUUGUAAUUAGUAGAUGAGAGUAGCAUGAUUAAUACAAAACGACACUAGAUAGGUACCACAUUCAAGCAAGCAUAAAGAUGUUUAUUGAAAUAUAUAAAAUUGUAA